CACUCAAACCAAAGGCCAGUCUGCACAUGUUCUAGUGCAAACCUGACACUACAUGAAAAUAAACCCAGAGGAACCAUCCGUGUUAUCGCACAAUUGAGAUGUGAGACACUCCUCUGGCUCAGAAAUGUGCGAGACCUAAAUACAGCUUGAGGUUAGUUCAAGUGCUUUAAAUCGGUAUGAGUAAACCACUCACAGGAAAAAAGUCAGGAAGUCAUAAACAGUGAUGACUCUGUGAUUUUAAGAGCUGUAACAAGAUGGUGAGUAGUACUGCUAUAAUAUCUAUCAGAAACUAACACUGCUUUGGAUCCUCUCUUUCUCUCUCUUUAGAGCCAUGUGUUUGAGCUGUGAACUGUGCCGUCUGGAGUAACUCAUGUCAAUUUAAAUGCAGAUGAAACAACAGAGAAAAACAGAGGUCCUUUUUGGCUGGGUCUUAGCCUUCUGGCUCUCUUCAGUUGUCAACAGUGAAAGUAAGUGGCUGUUAACAUUGUGAGACAGUGCACAAAAACAUAUUUUGGCUGUUUUUUACCAGGCAAAAAAGCUGCUUGAGGGAACAAUCUUUUGUCUUUUAGUAAGGAUGUGUCACAUCCAGCAAAGACAGAAAGUACAGACAUAUUCCAAAUAAUAUUGGAUAAGAUUCUGCUAUAAAACAGGCCUUUCUAAGUAUUAUAAAGUACAAAGCAUUUUUUGUGUCUGGGAUUGUUUCAAAAGAUCCAUGCUGUCUGGCUAGGACCUUGAUAAAGAGAAAGAUGCAAUCUGUAGUAUUCACUUUGAGAAGACCUGAGUAGAGAUGAUCUGCUUUCUACAGAAACAAAAUGUCUUCAAGUUCUCACAACUCCUUCUUCUCUAGCUGAACUGGCUAUGGCCACAAUAUAGAUACAGUGUGUGUAAGCAUGGAAAGCUUCCAAAACCUGGAGAUAUAACAGUUUUCCUCUCUAUCCAUCGUCACAGGUAAAGUGGAGCUGAGAACUAGUGCUGAGGUAAAGGCUCAGUGUGAUCAGAAUGUGGCGCUGCAGUGUGACAUCAUCUCAUCGAGGCCACUCAAGAUCAUUCUCUUUUCCUGGGUAGACUCAAGGGAAAUGAAAGAGCUGUGUGUGGUCAAUGCCACUGGUGUAUUCCCCUCUCCUGGGGUCCUGUGUGACAACACAAACAACAGACUGACACUCACUUUGACUCGGGUGAUGCCGUCCAUUCAGAGUAACUACGUCUGCAAACUGCGCUCCAACCUAUCGAUCACAGCUGCCAGUACCACUGUGACACUGCAAGGUCUGUAUACUGUAUAGGAAUAAUGCUCCUAUAAAACUAAUGAUGAUGCUGUUGUAGGAUGGGAGCAAUUGCAACAAUGACACAUAGGCAAGUCAGACAAAUAUUACACAAAUAUGGCAAUUAAAUUAUUAAAGAUGCUCUCCAGCUAUGUGAAUGUUACUUGAGAACUAUUCAAUACUCAUCCUAUUUUUCCCUCAACAUUGCAGAGUGCCUAAGGACAUCUGAGCACAAAGUGUUCCAGAAUGAGUCUAAGGUUGAGUGCCAGUUCUUUGGAGUUUACCCAGAAGGCAGAGUACACUGGUUCCUGGGCUCAGAGAAUAUAACAGAGUCCGCCAGCACAGAAAGCCAGCAGGAUGAAGAGGGGCUGUUUAAUAUAAGGAGUACCCUUCCUACCCAGGCUGGGACUGAGCCUUACAACUGCUCCCUGUGGACACCUAGUAGUGGAACCUACAGCUCUCACAAACUGCUGCCCUACUCCAGAGGGGAGGAUCGUAUCUCUUCAGGGACAAGGACUAGGAGCAGACUGCUGUGGGUCUUCAUCCUGGUUGGACUCAUAAUCAUAACAUAGGACUACUCAUGAGAAGGUCAAGAGUUUUUUACUGAACAUGGGACGUCAAACUACAGUAGGGCAAAGGGCUUUCCUGGUCAGGGCACAUCUACACAGGAUGGACCUGGGCCUUUCUCUUGCUGAGUGAAGAGAAAUCAAACCUGGACUGCCAUGGCCAAAGUGGAUAUACAGUAUGUUAACUUUUUAUACUGAGAAGCAAAAUAUCAAACAAAUUACAAUAAAUACAAUUGAAUUAACUCUCCCAAUUAAAUUAAAAAUCACUGUUCAUUGAGAUUUGAGAAUACUUUAAGAAGUAUUCAACCAUUCUCAUCUUGUUCAUCCUUUGUCUUCAACGUUAUAGACUUGCUUCAAUUGCAUUGCAUAUAUACAGUAGUAGAAUACUGCUCCCUGCUGGUGAAAGUGUUUACUGAUGGCAAUAGUACUGCUGUUAGAUGAGUAAUAAAGUUGUUCUAAAUUGUAUUGUUGAGUUGACUGAUCUCGCCUUGACUAAUCUUGCUUAUUAAGCCUGUCUUAUCUUGUUGCUUUCUUUGCCAGUCAGCACUGAUUACACUGAUUAGAUAAUAAUCAAUGCAAUGUCAAAACAUGGCUAGAAGGGAGUGUUCUGGAUUCUAAAAUAUACGUUUUGUUAUACCUUAGCAAAUAUAGUCACCUGUGUUGUUGUCUGUACUAGAAAUGUUCUCAAUUUAAAAACGAACCAGACCACAGAGGGUACUCAUGGCAUUGACAAUAAAAGAAUGGGAACUCAUCAUCAUUCAAA
This is a messenger RNA of Coregonus sp. 'balchen', 2588 nucleotides long. The record is from the annotation of a GenBank genome assembly. Lineage: Eukaryota; Metazoa; Chordata; Actinopteri; Salmoniformes; Salmonidae.